Dreissena polymorpha is the source of this 2029-nucleotide messenger RNA. RefSeq lists its product as uncharacterized. Lineage: Eukaryota; Metazoa; Mollusca; Bivalvia; Myida; Dreissenidae. Bases 416 to 1168 code for a protein of 250 amino acids. Gene Ontology annotation, cellular component: trans-Golgi network. The transcript is spliced from 7 exons. The record is from RefSeq and is a predicted model, not a curated record.
AUUUUAAUAAACAAUUUAUCUCUGAUAUACACUGAUGUAGUUGAUACAUACUUGUAUCUGAUUAUCAAGUUAACAUUGGGAUUUAAUUGUUAACUUCUUGUGUAGUUUAAAUAAAUGUAUUUUGCAUGCAUAGUGUUCCCAUAGAAAGUGUGAUUGAAGAAGUAGGAACUUAUCGACAGUGUACAGAUUUAUAAAGUACUUUGGAUCAAUUUGUUGCAAAUAAUUAAAAUCGAAGGAUCUGUUCUUAUCGCAAACGGAUUUAUAAAAUGCUGGUAACAAUGAGCUACGCACGAUGACUGUGUUCUUAUUACGCAAAGAGACGAUUAGCAAAAUUGUAUCGACUGACCUCAACAUCAAACUGAGCAAAUAUUUAAGAUUAUAAAAAAAGUUCCGGAAAAAUCAUCCAUUCUAUAAAAUGAAGCCCCAGACGCCGUUUGUAGCAUGUGUCCUGUUUGCUAUAGCAACGGUGGGCACCAUGGUAACGGGGAAGAACUGUAACUACAAGUCGAGCUGCAGUUGUGUGUUUGAUGACGGUUCGGGCAUGGUGGAUCUGUCAGCGCUAAAACCGACCCCUGGUACUCCAAUGUUCAAAGACCAGCCCUCCCAACGGGAUUACUACCUGUUUUCCUACAACCCAUGCGUUCCUUUCAACGAGGGCACGUGCACCAAUGUGGCGGUUUGCCAGUAUGAUCCGCGCUAUAACGUCUACUACGAGAUCGGAAGCCAAUCAAAUGCCGCCUUUUCCAUGACCGGAGAUGACGUAGUAGUUACUUACAUUAGCGAUGAUGGAGUCAGAAAAACUGUCGUGACAUUGCAGUGUAAUACCGACCCAGCCGCCUCCCCUUCCAUUACGGUUGCCGGUGAAACGUCAACGGCCGUCUAUGAAAUGACGGUUAACGCUCACCAGGCAUGCGCAGUUCCUUCGACUGGAAGUUCCGGUUCUGCUUCACUCAGUGGCGGCUCAGUCAUGCUAAUAAUAUUCUUCUCGCUACUCCUCACGUACAUGUUGGCGGGAGUUGCGUUCAAUGUUGUACGAAAACAAUCUGGGAUGGAUUUGAUUCCAAACCGAAAUUUCUGGAUCGACGUACCAUCGCUCAUAAAGGACGGCUGGUCACUGACGAUGCUCGUCGUCUGUAGGCGACAGUACGGGUAUGUCUCGGCCAAAUAGGUCACACACCAGCGAAUCAUAACUAAAUACAAAAAUGUAGACAGAAAAAAGCAAAACAAACACAUCUUACAUCUGUCAGCGCUUCCUUAAUCUUAGAUGUAACAAAACGGUUGUAUCUUGACUGCUGUUUUCCGCUGAUUUCAUUAUUUUGAAAACAUACCUCUGCAUUGUCGGACAAUGUCGUUUGAGCCGCACUCUGUGAACACCGGGCUAAAUGCAUAUGCAUUAAGUAUUGUCAACAAUGAGCAUUUCCAGUCCGCAAAUAAAAAUCCGGGAUCACAAUUUUCGUGUAUAUCGUUUUAUUUUUCGUUUAAAGAAAUUCUCUUUUUUUAACGAAAAUCCAGUUUUUUUCGGUUAGUUUCUUCUAUUAGUAGCCUGUGCGGACUGCACAGGCUAAUCUGGGAAACACUUCAUGCAAAUGUAAUAAGCCCGUUUUUUCCAGAUCGCGGCUCAUUUACUUUAAUGUUGUUAAUUUGAUAUUCGUGCCAGAUGUUUGUAUGUGUAGUUAUAAACGGAAAAGAGCUCUUGUAUUUGAUGCGUGUGAUUGACUCUGCUUAAAACCCGGCUUUCCCAUAUCGCGGCUCAUUUGCAUAAAUAUUGUUUAUGUUAUAUUUGGAACGGAUAUGUAUUACAUUGCGUGUUUUUAUUUGUUUUUAUAACCGUAAAAAAGUUCUUGUAUUUGAUGCGUGUGAUUGACUAUGUAAUUUUGGUAACUGGAAAAGUUGCACUUAUUUAUUCGUUUGUUUUAAUGCCUUUAACAUAUUUGUAAUUUAAUGUCAUUAUUACAAAGAGUUUUGUUAAAGGAAUUGGUGCAAAAGAUAUUUGAAUAUUUGGAGAAAGACAACCUUAAUUUAUUUCGCA